Molecule: messenger RNA, 1833 nt
Organism: Dendrobium catenatum
Lineage: Eukaryota; Viridiplantae; Streptophyta; Magnoliopsida; Asparagales; Orchidaceae
Product: non-specific phospholipase C4
Biological process (GO): phospholipid catabolic process
Molecular function (GO): hydrolase activity, acting on ester bonds
Source: RefSeq, a predicted model, not a curated record
GUCCUAAAAAUCUCACAAAACCUAAAAACGCUUGCUUCCUUCCUAAUCCCUCAACAGAAUUUAUCCCCGAAUAUCCCUUCCUUCUCCUCGCAAGAAACCCCCAAUUUUCUUAUAAAAGGCAGAACUUUAUUAAACAAACAAUCAAUAAUCAAUUAAUUUCCAACCAUGUCCUCAUCACCAACCCCAAUCCGCACUAUAGUAAUCCUCGUGCAAGAAAACCGCUCCUUCGAUCACAUGAUCGGUUGGAUGAAAUCCCUAAAUCCAUCAAUCGACGGCGUCACCGGCUCCGAAUCGAACCCGAUCUCCACCUCCGACCCAUCCUCCUCCACCGUCCAAUUCUCCGACCGGGCCGAAUACGUCGACCCGGACCCCGGUCACUCCAUCCAAGCCAUCUACGAGCAAGUCUACGGCGUCCCUUUCUCCGCCGGCGAAACACCCAUCACCCCUGCCGGCGUCAAACCAACAAUGAAUGGUUUCGUGCAGCAGGCGGAGAGCCAGGAAAAGGGCUUAUCGGAGGCGGUUAUGAACGGGUUUCGUCCCGAUUCAGUGCCGGUUUAUCGGGAGCUGGUGUCGGAGUUCGCGGUUUGCGACCGGUGGUUCGCAUCGAUGCCGGCUUCGACUCAGCCGAACCGUUUGUUUGUGCACUCGGCGACGUCGCAUGGACUGACGAGUAAUGAUACGAAGAAGCUCGUGGAGGGGUUGCCGCAGAAGACCAUAUUUGACUCCUUGGAUGAGGCGGGAUUUGACUUUGGGAUUUAUUAUCAAUAUCCGCCGGCCACUCUUUUCUACAGGAGCCUACGUAAGUUAAAAUACAUAGACCGGUUCCACCCAUUCGACUUGAGCUUUAAGAGACACUGUAAAGAGGGGAAGCUGCCCAACUACGUGGUGGUGGAGCAACGCUAUUUCGACCUCAAAAUCCUCCCCGGCAACGACGACCAUCCCUCUCACGACGUCGCCGAGGGCCAGAAGUUCGUCAAGGAGGUCUACGAGGCCCUCCGCUCGAGCCCCCAGUGGAACGAGAUCCUCUUCGUCGUCACCUACGACGAACACGGGGGCUUCUUCGACCACGUACCCACGCCAGUCGAUGGCGUGCCAAGUCCAGAUGGCAUCGUCGGCCCUGACCCCUUCAACUUCAAGUUCGACCGCCUCGGCGUUAGGGUUCCGACCAUCUUUAUUUCUCCAUGGAUAGAGAAAGGAAUAGGUAAAUCAAUGGCCAUCUGGCCGGACUCUUCGUCGGAGUUUGAGCAUUCUUCCAUCCCCACAGUGAAGAAGAUUUUUAAUCUCAAAAGAGUUCUAACGAAGCGUGAUGCGUGGGCGGGAACGUUCGACAUAGUUCUCACCAGAAUACUCCGAGGACGAGAUUGUCAGAUGAAAAAAUGUACAGUUACCCUGCCGGAGGUGAAGAAGAUGAGGACCACCGAAGCUGCCGAGGGCGCGCCGCUCUCCGACUUCCAGCGAGAGCUAGUUCAGCUCGCCGCCGUCCUCAAUGGCGACCAUGCGAAUCCAAGCAUCUUCCCUGACGCCCUAGUCCAAGGCAUGACUGUUGCUGAGGGCGCCAAGUACACCCAAGACGCCUUCAAGGCCUUCUUGCAGGAGGCUCAGAGAUGUCGCAAUUGUGGCUCCGACGAAUCUUACAUUGUUGCUCUUCCGGCGGGUGAUGAAGAGGAGGGGGAGAAGAAGAAAAAGAAGCCUUCGUGGUUUAAAAAGUGGUUGGCUUGCCUUGUUUGCAACCAGUCUUAAUUAAGCUUAAGUUGUGCUUAUGUUAUUUGAUUGAUGUUAAUACAUGUAAUUAUUGGUAAUUGGUAUUGGAUUAUUAUUUUAAUUGUUUUUUUC